This is a messenger RNA of Vicia villosa (hairy vetch), 883 nucleotides long. RefSeq names its product SKP1-like protein 1A. The coding region runs from base 386 to 883 and encodes 165 amino acids. The transcript is spliced from 2 exons. Gene Ontology annotation, biological process: SCF-dependent proteasomal ubiquitin-dependent protein catabolic process. The record is from RefSeq and is a predicted model, not a curated record. Gene Ontology annotation, molecular function: cullin family protein binding. Gene Ontology annotation, cellular component: nucleus; cytoplasm. Lineage: Eukaryota; Viridiplantae; Streptophyta; Magnoliopsida; Fabales; Fabaceae.
UUAAAACAUCAAACACUUUUCCCUCAUUCAUCAAACACGUUUCUGAUUCAGUGACCUUUCUUCUUCCUCUCCUCUCGCGCACAGCUCAGUCUCGCCGUUUCUUCCUCGAAAAUAUCAAAAUUCAUCUCCGUUAAUCAACUCUCUGCAUUCCUAAACCCAUAACCUUCUCCGUUUCUCCCUAAAUCUUCUCUGCUUCUUUGCAUUGUAAACCCUAAAUCAUUUUCCCUAAAUCUUCUCGGUUUGACGAAGAAGUACAGAUCCACGGAACUUCCUCGUCCCAUUGUUGUCACUUUUCCACUCAAUAACACCAAUGUCUCAAAACUAUCUCUAGCUUUUCCACUCUUCCCUCUUUCAGAUUCCCUGUUUCAGAUUCAAAGUCUCUGCCAUGGUUUCCACCGUCACCACCACUAAAAAGAUCAAUCUCAAAAGUCGUGAUGGUGAUAUUUUUGAAGUGGACGAAGCAGUAGCGUUGGAAUCACAAAUGAUCAAGCAUAUGAUCGAGGAUGAUUGCGCUGAUGAAACCGGAAUCCCUCUCCCAAAUGUGACCAGCAAGAUUCUGGCAACGGUGAUUGAGUACUGCAAGAAGCAUGUUGAGGCUAAGAAUUCUGAAGAAAAUUCUGAAGAAAAACCUGCUAAUGAUAAUGGUCUCAAGGCUUGGGAUGCAGAAUUCGUCAAGGUUGAUCAAGUCACACUGUUUGAACUCAUAUUGGCUGCAAACUAUUUGGACAUCAAGAGUCUGUUAGAUCUUACAUGCCAGGCUACUGCGGACAUGAUGGUCGGUAAGAGUAUUGAGGAGAUCCGCAAGAUGUUUAAUAUUGAGAAUGACUUCACAAAAGAGGAAGAGGAAGCAGUUCGCCGCGAAAAUCAAUGGGCUUUUGAAUGA